This is a messenger RNA of Saccostrea echinata, 2630 nucleotides long. RefSeq lists its product as uncharacterized. NCBI's taxonomy places the organism in Eukaryota, Metazoa, Mollusca, Bivalvia, Ostreida, Ostreidae. The coding region runs from base 83 to 2416 and encodes 777 amino acids. Gene Ontology annotation, cellular component: extracellular region. The record is from RefSeq and is a predicted model, not a curated record. Gene Ontology annotation, molecular function: chitin binding. The transcript has 4 exons.
UAACCAGCAAUCAUUUGGCAGAGUUGCUCCGAAGAGUCGGACGUAUGUGCGACAUCAUACUGGAUCAAACGCCAUCUUUGAUAUGAUUCCUUUCGGAUUUUUUAUCGUGAUUUUUUCGGUGUGCUUGGAAAUCGUUGUCACACAGAAGCCAUGUGAUGGAGUUCUUGGACAACAGUUCCGGCCUGAUCCAUCGGACUGUAGAGUGUAUUACCUCUGUGGUCAGGGGAAGGACUGGAGACUACAGUGUGGUCCGAAUACCGUGUGGAACCAGGAAAUAGGCUCGUGUGUUCCCGUAGGAUCUCCCGAGGACAAGUGCACACAGGGUAACAAAGACCCAUUACCUCAGAAAGCACCACAAGGUGACCCAGGUGCUAGAUCACCUGGAACCAGGCAUUAUUCACCCUUCAGUGAAUCCACCUGGAGGCCUACAUGUAGACCAGGAUCCACCAAGCGGUUUCCUCACCCCACCCGCUGUGCUCAGUACUAUGAUUGUGGAGCCGACCCUAAGGAGGACUGGUGGGGAAAGCACCUGAGGGAGUGCCCUUAUCCAACGGUCUAUGACACUGUUACUGGAAGUUGUGAAUACUACACAACUGUCAAUUGUGGUCAAAGGAAAAUGCCUCUUGAUCCAUGUGACUACCUUGCCCAGUCUUGCAGAAAUGCUCACUGCGCUCCCUGUCACAUCCGGUAUGCAACUUGUGCCGGUCUUCCCGAUGGAAUAAAUACUUGGAGAGGACGUGAGAACACCCCGUUCUAUGUUGUUUGUCAGGCGGGACGAGUGGCUUUCCAUGGACGAUGUAUAAACCCCGAACCUGGCAAAAGACAGGUAUAUGAUGAAGCUUUCCAUACCUGUGGCCGUCCCAUCGACUUUGAAAUGGGACUUGUUCACCAUAUGCAUCGAGGGGAAAUGGGAAAAAGUGAAAUUGUUAAACAAAUACACCACGCAAAGAAAACAGAGCAAUCUCAUAAGUCACACAGUAACAACGCUCAACCCACAGCUGGUUCAAAGCAGACACCACCACAACAGAGCAAACCGCAUAUCAAUCAACCUCAAGCAAGCCAACCUCCUCAAAAAAAUUCAAACAAUAAGCCAACAAAUAAUCAGCAACCCCCAGCUCAACCAAAGACGCCAAAGCCUCAUAUCAAUCAACCCCAGAAUCAAAAUAAUCAACAACCUGCGGCGGCUCCACCUUCAAACAAUGCACCAAAGAAUCAACCUGUUCAGCAUGCCCCACAUAUCAACCAGCCACCAGGCGCACCAACUCAAGGCAAGCCAAAUCAACCAACUGGGCCAGCUUCCCAUCAUACAAAUCCACCUCACACCUCCCAACCUCAGAUGCCAAUACAACGUACUCCACAUGCAAAUCAACCACAGACACAGGCUCCGGUCAACAAUCCUCCACCCCAACAACAGCAGUACCAACCUCCUCCACAGAAACCACAAUAUAAUCCUCCACCUCAACGUCCACCUCAAAACUACGGUCCAUCUAACCAUCCACCACAAGCUCAAUAUCCUCCACAACAAGUUCCCAACUUCCAUGGUGCACAGCAACCUCAUAUGCCACAACAGGUACCACCUCAACGGCAAGGUCCACCUUAUAAUCAACCACAAAGUCAAAAUAAACCGCCACCACAAAACCCCAAUUCGUUGCAGACAUUCAUAAGUGAAAUACAAAGUAAAAUGAGAGGACAACCACCGAGUAUUCCCAAUCCACAAAUAAAUCAGACACCGCCGGUACAAUAUCCAAAUCUUCCUCAACCUCAGUAUUCUAAAGCACAACAGCCUGCACAAUAUCAACAAACAGUAAGAGCUAAACCUGGAAGACGUCCACCAAGAAAACAACAUAUUCCACCUGUUCAGCCAGUUCAGCAUAUGCCAAGACAACCAGUGGUUCAACAAACACCCAUUCAAAGACAUGCUCCACAUCCGCAUCCAAACCAGCAGAGACCGCCAUACUCUCAACCACCCCAAGUGCAACCCCUCCCGCCUGUACAACAGCAACACAGAGCUGCUGUUGCCCCUAUGACCAGACCCGUCCACAAUGUACCACAGCCAAUUCGUCACCAAAAUGUGCCUCAGAUUGUUCAGAAACCAAAUGCACCAAGGCCUGGUCCAUUUCCUAAUUCACAACAGGGCCCGUCUGUUCCAUACAGACAACAAGGUCCACCCCAGCCACAACUUCCUAAACCUAGAACAUAUCCUCAACCAAUUCAAAGAGCACAUAGUCAUGGACCACAACCUGUCCAAAAACUUCCAGUUGGACCAUAUCCCAAACCCCAACUUUACAAUGAGCCUUCAACUGUUCGACAAGCAAUAGGUCAAAAACAUCCACCAAGACCUACACCACCCAGAACUAGCCAGGGUAACAAAAAAAGAAGAAUACCUCCCAGACGGUUACCGAAGCGAAGGGCAUAAUGGUCAUUUCAAGAAAAUAGUGCAAAUUUAGUGAAAGUUUUGAAAUGGGAAAGUGAUAUUAACUCAGAGAGAAUGCUAGUAUAGAAUACAUAAAAUGUAUCUGAAACUUGAGAGCUUUUGUUACUGUGUUGUGUUCGUCCCUAAUGCAGUGAUAACAGUAUUAAUUUAUUUAUUAAUUUUAUUGAUUGUUUUCUAUAAAAUUAUUGAUUUGUUU